This is a messenger RNA of Ruditapes philippinarum (Manila clam), 604 nucleotides long. RefSeq lists its product as uncharacterized. The record is from RefSeq and is a predicted model, not a curated record. The transcript is spliced from 3 exons. NCBI's taxonomy places the organism in Eukaryota, Metazoa, Mollusca, Bivalvia, Venerida, Veneridae. Bases 76 to 423 code for a protein of 115 amino acids.
UUGGCGACAUACGUCAUUUAGCUUUUGAAAUAUUGACUGUGCAGUUUUGUGAAGAGUUAAUUCGAAAUUCUAAAUAUGUACUGCAUAAUAGCACUCAUUUUAAGCGGUAUUUCUACGCUAUUGGACAUUGUUGGCCUAGCAAUACCUUACUGGUAUCAUGGAAAUGUCAAUGGAGUAAGCGUAUAUUUUGGACUUUGGACACCUGCGGGGCGGGAAUGUGUGCCAGCUAUGCAGAAGAUGGUAUUCGUGCCAACAGCUAUCAGUGCUACACGUGCGCUUGAGAUUUUGGGCAUGCUGUUACUUAUGGCAACCUUUGUAUCAGCUGUGUUAAAGCAAUUCGUGAUGAAAGAUAAAUUAUUUUUAACCAAAAUCGGAGCAGCCUGUGCAAUAUUAGGAGUUAUGGUUCAUUGUAUGCUCAAUUAGUAGGUAGGUUCAUUGUAUGCUCAAUUAGGAGGUAGGUUCAUUGUAUGCCCAAUUAGGAGGUAGGUUCAUUGUAUGCCCAAUUAGGAGGUAGGUUCAUUGUAUGUCCAAUUAGGAGGUAGGUUCAUUGUAUGCCCAAUUAGGAGGUAGGUUCAUUGUAUGCUCAAUUAGGAGGUAGGUUCAU